Messenger RNA from Mustela erminea (ermine), 3956 nucleotides. RefSeq lists its product as uncharacterized. Gene Ontology annotation, biological process: DNA integration; virion assembly; proteolysis. Gene Ontology annotation, molecular function: nucleic acid binding; RNA-DNA hybrid ribonuclease activity; aspartic-type endopeptidase activity. The transcript is spliced from 4 exons. Lineage: Eukaryota; Metazoa; Chordata; Mammalia; Carnivora; Mustelidae. The record is from RefSeq and is a predicted model, not a curated record.
AUGACGUUGCUGGUCUUCAGACCAAGGGCACUCCAUUCCAGGCACACCACACCGCAGUAUGCACACACCUCCAUCAAGGAGAUGAACGUGCCACAGCUUCAGGAUCUUGGAUGGGCUCUGGCACAGGUCAAGGAGCGGAUCUUCAGUCAAGGACUCCAGGGCCAUCCUGACCAAGUCCCUUACAUAGUAGUCUUGGAAAGUCUAAUUAAUGACCCCCAUCCUUGGGUCUCUCCUUUCGCUCAUCCAAAGCCUAAGCCCCUUCCAGACUCUAUCCCUUCCCCAAUACCUUCCGCUCCCCCUGUUCCCCUAUGUCCUGCCAAUCCUCCCAAACCCCCUAUUUCUUCUAACUUAUAUCCUGUAAUAGGUGAUUCCGCCUCUUCCCGGCGUCCUAAGCCAAAGAGGAUUCUUCCUCCAGAUGACUCCCCCUUAAUAGACCUCUUAACCGAGGACCCCCCCACCCGUCUCCCCCUCCACCGGCGCAAACACCAAAUUCCUCAGAAUCUGAGGAAGAACCGGAUAACGUGCCGGAGGAAUGCCGCCCCUCACCAUCCCCAAUGGCGGAAAGACUUAGGAGUCGCAAGGAACCAGCACAGGAGGGGUCUUCCAAGCUUCUUCCCCUGUGCCAAGGGGGAGGCAGGCAAUCAACUUCAAUACUGGCCCUUCUCGGCCUCAGACUUAUAUAACUGGAAGUCCCAUAACCCUUCCUUCUCACAGGACCCCAUAGCUUUGACCGCUUUAAUCGAGUCCAUUCUAAUCACGCAUCAACCCACUUGGGAUGAUUGCCAGCAGCUCUUGCAGACUCUUCUCAUUACAGAGGAGAGACAAAAAGUUUUUCUGGAAGCCAGAAAAAAUGUUCUGGGAGACGAUGGAAGACCUACCCAACUCCCGAACGUGAUUGAUGCCGCCUUUCCCUUGACCCGUCCUGACUGGGAUUUCAACACGGCUGAAGAUACCGGGGCACAACAUUCUGUCUUAACUAAAACCCCAGGACCAUUAAGUGACCGGACGGCAUGGGUUCAAGGGGCCACCGGAGGGAAACAAUACCAUUGGACCACGGAAAGGAAAGUACAUUUGGCCUCAGGUAAAGUUUCUCAUUCGUUCCUCCACAUGCCUGACUGUCCCUACCCACUCCUGGGGAGAGAUCUAUUGGCUAAACUAAAAGCCCAGAUCCAUUUUGCACCAAGGGGACCCACAGUGACUGGCCCCGACGGGACUCCUUUGCAUAUACUUACUUUACAAUUAGAAGAAGAAUAUAGACUGCAUGAAAAAGCCCCCCAACCUAAGGGGGACAUAAAAUCCUGGCUCUCAUCCUACCCAAAUGCCUGGGCGGAAACAGGAGGAAUGGGAUUAGGUAUCCAGCAGCCCCCCAUUCACAUACAAUUGAAGGCAACAGCCAUCCCUGUCAAUGUUAGACAAUAUCCUAUGUCUAACGAGGCUUAUCAAGGCAUUAGACCGCACAUACAGCGGCUAUUAGACCAGGGCAUUUUGGCCCCAUGUCGGUCUCCCUGGAAUACUCCUCUACUACCUGUCAAGAAACCUGGUACAAAUGACUACCGGCUGGUCCAGGACCUAAGAGAGGUCAAUAAACGAGUAGAAGACAUCCACCCUACCGUGCCUAACCCUUAUAACCUACUUAGCACCUUGCCUCCGACCCACUCCUGGUAUACCGUCCUAGAUCUAAAAGACACUUUCUUCUGUUUGAGAUUAAGUCCCCAGAGUCAACCCAUUUUUGCAUUCGAGUGGAAGGACCCAGAAUUGGGAAUCUCAGGUCAGUUAACCUGGACAAGGCUGCCACAAGGAUUUAAGAACAGCCCUACGUUAUUCGAUGAGGCCCUUCACCAGGACCUGGCCGAUUUCCGGGUAAGGCAUCCCUCCCUGAUCUUACUCCAAUAUGUCGAUGACAUCUUACUGGCAGCAACAAAUGAGGAGGACUGUCAAACAGGUACUGGGGACCUCCUACGAACCCUUGGCCAAAUGGGAUAUAGGGCAUCUGCAAAAAAGGCCCAGAUUUGCCAGACUAAGGUCACCUACCUGGGUUAUGAAUUGCAUAACGGCCAGUGAUGGUUAACGGCCGCAAGGAAAGAGACUAUAUCCAGCAUUCCAACGCCCCAAACCCACAGGCAAUUGCGGGAAUUCCUAGGGACGGCGGGCUUCUGUAGACUAUGGAUCCCUGGGUUUGCAGAAAUAGCGGCUCCCCUGUACCCCUUGACCAAGCAGGAUGCCCCUUUCGUCUGGACCGAACAACAACAGCAGGCAUUCGAUCAUAUUAAACAGGUGCUCCUCAAGUCCCCAGCGUUAGGCCUGCCGGACAUAACUAAACCCUUUGACCUGUUUGUCGAUGAAAAACAAGGGUUUGCUAAGGGGGUUCUAACUCAAAAACUAGGGCCUUGGAGACGCCCUAUCGCCUACCUCUCUAAGAAGUUAGACCCCGUGGCAGCAGGAUGGCCACCAUGCCUAAAAAUGAUAGCAGUCAUAGUGGUCCUAAUCAAGGAUGCAACUAAAUUGACUUUGGGACAGCCUUUAACAAUCCUGGCUCCACACACAGUGGAAUCUUUAAUUCGCCAACCCCCAGACCGCUGGCUAUCUAAUGCUCGCCUUACUCACUAUCAGUCCCUCCUCCUGGACACAGACAGAAUCCAGUUCAGACCUGUGGUGACUCUCAACCCCGCAACUCUCCUACCCACCCCUGGGGAGGCCCCCUUGCAUGAUUGCCACCAGAUCCUUGUGGAAACGCAUGGGACACAACCUGACCUACCUGACCAGCCCAUGAGGGAUGCGGACCUGACCUGGUACACGGAUGGCAGUAGCUACCUGCAGGAUGGAGAACGACGGGCAGGAGCCGCCAUCACGACCGACUCUCAAAUUGUGUGGGCAAGUGUACUACCAGGAGGCACUUCAGCACAACGGGCAGAGCUAAUCGCCUUAACCCAGGCCCUCCAACUGGCAGAAGUUUUUCUAGACACAUUUUCAGGAUGGGCAGAGGCCUUCCCCACCAAGAAGGAGACUGCCAACAUAGUUGCUAAGAAGUUACUGGAGGAGAUUUUCCCAAGGUAUGGAAUGCCUGAGGUACUGGGGUCAGACAAUGGGCCUGCCUUUUUCUCCCAGGUAAGUCAGUCGGUGGCCAAGCUUUUGGGGAUCGAUUGGAAAUUACAUUGUGCUUACAGACCCCAAAGUUCAGGACAAGUAGAGAGAAUGAAUAGAACCAUCAAGGAGGCUCUAUCUAAAUUACUGCUUGAAACUGGCUCUAAAGAUUGGGUCCAGCUCCUGCCUCUAGCACUCUAUAGGGCCAGAAACACUCCUGGCCCGCACGGUCUGACACCUUUCGAAAUCCUCUAUGGUGCUCCCCCUCCAGCUGUCACAUUCUUUGAGGCAGAUAUCUCUACUCACUCCCCUUCCCCCUCCAUACAGGCCCAUCUGCGAGCUUUGCAGCUGGUGCAACAAGAAGUCUGGAAACCCCUGGCAGCAGCCUACCAGGAAGAACUUAACAUCCCGUCGCGACCCCAUCCCUACAAAAUCGGGGAUACUGUCUGGGUCCGCAGGCAUCGAGCCACGAACCUUGAACCCUGCUGGAAAGGACCUCAUACAGUGCUCCUAACAAUGCCCACGGCACUAAAAGUUGACGGGAUUGCAGCCUGGAUCCACGCCUCCCAUGUGAAGGCGGCACACCCGGACGGACAGACCGAACAUCAUCAGAACUCGGAAUGGACCGUCCAACGCUCCCCAAACCCACUAAAGAUAAGACUCGUUCGCCAUUAGUUCUAUCAUUUUGCUUAUUCUCUCUCCUUUCCCCUAUAAAAGGUACCAGUCCACAUCUCUCCAAGCAAUUAACCUGGCAGGUUCUCUCCCAAACGGGGAGAGUUAUAUGGUCCAGUACAGCCCAACACACCCCUAAUACAUGGUGGCCUACCCUGUAUCCGGAUCUCUGUAAACUGGCUAUGGGGUCUUGGGACAUAGGU